Microthlaspi erraticum is the source of this 816-nucleotide messenger RNA. NCBI's taxonomy places the organism in Eukaryota, Viridiplantae, Streptophyta, Magnoliopsida, Brassicales, Brassicaceae. The record is from the annotation of a GenBank genome assembly.
AUGGCUUCCAAUCUUCCUAUGAGCCCUCAAUUGGAGCAGAUCCAUGGCGAAAUCCGCGACCAUUUCCGAGCCCUCGCGAAUGGUUUCCAGAGGUUGGAUAAGAUCAAGGAUUCAAAUAGACAAAGCAAGCAACUGGAGGAACUUACAGAGAAGAUGAGAGAGUGUAAAAGGUUGGUCAAGGAGUUUGACCGUGAACUCAAGGAUGAGGAAAUUAGAAAUUCUCCUGAAGUAAAUAAGCAAUUGAACGAUGAGAAACAAUCUAUGAUCAAGGAACUCAAUUCUUAUGUUGCACUAAGAAAAACGUAUAUGAGUACACUUGGCAACAAGAAAGUUGAACUUUUCGACAUGGGAGCUGGAGUCAGUGGCGAACCUACAGCUGAAGAAAAUGUCCAAGUGGCUUCAGCUAUGUCAAACCAGGAGCUUGUGGAUGCUGGAAUGCAAAGGAUGGACGAGACUGAUCAGGCCAUUGAGCGCUCUAAACAGGUUGUAGAACAAACAAUGGAAGUUGGAACUCAAACUGCAGCUAACUUAAAGGGACAGACGGAUCAAAUGGGACGCGUUGUUAACCACUUGGACACGAUUCAAUUCUCACUCAAGAAGGCCUCCCAGCUUGUGAAAGAGAUAGGGAGACAGGUGGCUACUGAUAAAUGCAUAAUGAUGUUCCUGUUUCUCAUCGUAUGCGGUGUUAUAGCCAUUAUCAUAGUGAAGAUCGUAAACCCGAAUAACAAAGACAUUAGGGACAUACCAGGAUUAGCUCCUCCAGCGCAGUCGAGGAAGCUAUUGUACUUGAGGAAUCCUGAGUACAUGGGAAAAUAG